Porites lobata is the source of this 14483-nucleotide messenger RNA. Lineage: Eukaryota; Metazoa; Cnidaria; Anthozoa; Scleractinia; Poritidae. The record is from the annotation of a GenBank genome assembly.
UCACUAGCUCCUUUAGAAAUAGAAACACGUGGAGAAAAAGCACAGCUCGCUUAUCAAAGUGCUCUUAAAUAUGGAGCUGUUAACGUUUACCGUGGUCGAGUAUUGCUUAUUGGACAGGAUCGAGCAGGAAAAACAAGUUUGAAGAAGUCUCUCAUUGGUCUACCUUUUAAUUCAAAAGAAAAAAGCACUGAUGGAAUUGAAGUGGAUCCUUCAAAAUUUCAGUUGGACGUUGGUGAAGUCAGGAAUUGGCAACCUAUUGAUGAGAGAAAACAAGGAUUGCUGGGGUGUUCGAGAGAUGUGGCACAGAUCGUAGUGGAAAAGAUGUAUUAUACUCCAGUUAGCGGUGCCUGGGUUCAGGAGAAGGAAAGAGGUGAAGCAAUACUUCAAAGUGAUGAUAAUAAGAAUAGGAAACAGGUUGAUACUGAUGGAGAAAAGGAGGAAGUUUCUCUUGUGAACCAGGUUUGUCUUUGUUGGUUUUGAAACGUGAUGUUUUUUCGUGAAUCCAUCGUUUACUUAGCGCAAAAACGUCGUAACAGUAGUUAUUAAAAAUUGAUUAUCGUCUUCUUCAUAGGUUAGGUUAUAGUGACUUCCCUGCCCUUUUCCACGGUCUCUGUAUGGAAAAUAAGUAACAGCUGCCAGAUCGUUUUCCAGCUCGUUUUCCAAUGCUGGUUAAAAAUUUAAACCAGCGCUUUUAUACUUGUAAGUUUUGUUCCGAGAGUAGAAUGAUACUACUAUCAACCAUUUAGUUAUAUUUCAAUGAUUGUACCCAUCUACACGUAAGAUGAGCCUUUGGGUUAGUAGUGCGUGUGCAAACUAAAGUGAGUUUAACCAUAUCUUUUUUCAUACUUUUAAGUGUUAAUUAGGCCUUGAACAUAGCUCUCCCUUAUUUUGUUGUUGUUGUUGUUAAUGACAAUUUCGCUAUUGUUUUCUUUUUUUAUCCGAGGAGUAAAGCCAAGGGGCUGGGAGGACUCAAUCAAACACCAUUUUCCUAUAUGUUCUUAAACUCACUGUUCCUUAAAAAAUGCAAGAACGUAUUAACGUACGUUUUGGAUACCUUAUGCCUCCAAUAAUCGCGCCUUAAUGUUUGAGCUUAUUAAGAAUUUUCUGUCAUCAAAAACAACUUUAAGUGGGUGAAUAAUCGAAUCGGAGGGUGAAGAGGAGUAAUUAGGUGUUCAUUAUUUCAUCAUUCCAACUCGAAAAUUUUCCUUGUUCCAUUAUUCCAGAAAAAAAGAACAAAUUAUUCCGUUGAAAACAUAUGCUUAUUCCAUUAUUCCGCGCCACAGAAUCAGAAUCAGAAUCAACAGUUUUUUUUUCGCACUCUGCUACAGGUUGGUGAUCCAAACGAAGACAGUGUUAGUGAACCCACGUUAACAGAACCUGAUCAUGAGUUAGUGGUUGAUACUACUUCACCUCCAGAGGAGAUCAAGAAGCGAGCUGUAGAGUUGAUAAAGGAAUUAAAAGGUGAAGAUGUUAAGGCUGAAGAAGCUGUUGUCAGUAUUGAACUGUGGGAUUUUGCAGGACAACACCUGUAUUAUGCAUCCCAUCCUGUAUUCUUAUCAUCACGUGCGCUGUACAUCCUGGUGUGCAACCUCAGCAAGUCACUGCAUGACACAGCCAAACCCUGUGUGAGACAAGGGUCUCGUAAUGUUGAUUUGGAAAACCCAAAUGGAGAAACAAAUCUUGAGAACUUGUUGUCGUGGCUGUCCACAGUGCAUAGCGUUGCACAAAUGAGAAGAGAAACCUGUGAUGACGUAGAAAAAGAGGUGCCUCAUUUGCGCCCCCCAGUGAUCAUUGUAGGAACCCAUGCAGACAAACCAUUUGAAGACAUUGCAACAAUGAAAACAGAAAUCCAGAACGCAAUUGCUGGUAAGGACUAUGAAGGACAUGUGGUGCGGCCUAUCUUUAGCAUUGACAACACUGCGAAGUUACUUCAAAAUAAGAUCAGAAAUGUUUUUAGAAAAGAUGAAAACAUUGAUGACAUCCGAGCUCUACGGGUCAAAAUCAUGGAAGUGCUAAGACAGGAGCCUUACAUCGGGGAGAAGAUACCUGUGAGGUAAAUAACGCCUUUAUACAAGAACACAAUCCAUUAACAUUAAUAAUAAUUUCAGCAGUAACUCAUUGACUCUGACGUUUUACUAAAGCGUGGCCACAAAGAGGGUGUUACGAAAACUAAGACCCUCGAAAACUAGGGUCUAAAACACUUGAAAAGACCCGUCUUAGUUUUCGAGAUUAUACGAAAACUUAGACGCCCUAAAAUCGAAUCCGUCGAAGUAUAAAAUUAAGUUAAAACCGAAGUUGAGGUAUAAUCUGUCAAAUUAUCUUCUGUUCGAUCCUUUCCACGUAGUUUUAGGUGAAAUUCAGUCGAACCUGAAUUACAUGGUUUCCCUUAUGUUAAUCAACCAGAUACUGUUCAUUUCUUAUGACUGCUAGGAAAUUACAGUUUUCCCCCCUGAGUGACGGGCUAGAAUUCACCAGCCUCUAGGCCUUUUAAAGCGGAUGUUUUGGCCGGGUGUUAGGAAAACUAAGACCCUCGAAAUCUGAGACCUAAGACCCCCUAAAUCGAAUCCGUCUAAGUAUGAAGUCAAAUUAUAACCGAAGUUAAGGUAUAACCUGUCAAAUUAUCUUCUGUCCGAUCCUUUCCACGGAAUUUUAGGUCAAAUUCAGCGGUAAAUUUAGGGUUCUUAGUUUUCGUAGUUUCGAAAACAAAGACCCCUCGCACGUACAUACGUACAUACAUAUUUAUUAAUCCUUAAGUGAAAAAAACACUAUACAGGAUGUUAAAAGGUCAAACGGCACAGACAGGAGUACAUUUAAAUACUACCUACAUACAUAGUUUUCGUUAUCACGAAAACUAGGACUCCCACAAAACCAAUCCGUAAAAUAUGUAUGAAGUCGGAUUACGACCGUUCAAAGACUGUAAUUCGUAAAACUUCUGAAUACUAUCAUCCGCUCGAUCCGUCUCUAAUUUCCAGACAUAUCAGUAUUCAGGCUAGCGUUGCCUGAAUAUCAUAUGAAAAUCGCUUUCGGGGGCUGGCACGGGGGGAUACCGAGGUAAUGAUUUUUUUGGUGGGUAUGUGCUGCCCGGGUCUCCAAAUUUGGACCUCGUUUUAAAAAGAAUUUGCCCUAAAAAUGAUACCCCGUUCUAGAAUUUUAGUAAGUUUCCAAACCCCCCCCGGCCCUUUUUUGAAAAAAGAAACAAAGUUAUUUCUAUGUCUGUUCGACUUAAACUUCGACUUCGACUCAAAAUACGACAAAAUCGUCUUUUUCUGUUUGGGGCGCGAAGCGCGAAUGCAGGGUAAACACGUUAUUACGCGACAAUUACCUUACCACGGCCUACGACGCGCAACACAACAGUUUGCUUUUCAAGUUUUAUUAUAUUGCGUUUUAUGGCUGCUAGCAAUUUGAACUUUCAUGAAGGGAAAAAAUAUGUAUAACCCCUUUCUAAAUCAGGGGCUUCAAAAUCAUUGCCCCGUUGAGAGGCACAUACCCGUGUAACUAUUUUGGCGGAGUGCCCUUCUUUCGCUGUCAAACGUUUGAAACCAUUUUCCUUUCAUUUAGCGAGUUAUAUUCGCUGUCAAGUUAAAACAAGACAGAUAUGCUUUUAUUUAUGUCCAAAAUAGGCUCUUUCACUCAAAAAUGCCUCCUAACGCCCCCCGACCAGACUUCUGUUGACAAAUGGCGCGCACAAGUUUCCGGGUCCUAUGUUCAAAUGAACCUUUUCAGUAAAAUUUCAAAAUAUGUAGUAACUUGACAGCAGAUUAGUACUGUAUCAAACUUUAAAUAGUGAAAAUGACAACCUUAGAUUUUUAGCGGGUAACUCUCUCACACUAUUUCUCUGUGCCCCCACCCUACCCUUGUCUCCCUCACAGCCGUUUUUUGGAUGUCACGCAACGCUUCCCCAAUUUUUUUUUUUUUUGGGGGGGGGGGGGGGGCGUUGCGUGACAUCCAAAAAACGGCUGCGAGGGAAACUAACCCUACCCCGCAACUGCCAUUAACUUUUCUCCUGCUUUCCGGUGAUCUCCGGGGUGGCAACGAUAAAAAUAAACUCUCGGGAAAACGCCCUUUUUUAAGAAUGCCUUUUUGUGUGAUGUUUAACCAUGAUAGACGAAAGCGAUUUUGAUAAUAUUCAGGUAACGCAAUUAGGGUCGCAGCAACAACCCAUGUACAGCGUAAUGAUUUUACCCAUUUUACCAAAGUUAUCGAUAAAUCGGGGUAAGGCAUGUUUUCAGUGUACAAUUUAUACAUAUGUAUUCAUCCUUAUGUAUGCCUGAAUUUAUAUGUCUACAGAUUAGAAGAAGCGGGUCGAGUGGAUGAUAGUUUUCAGUAGUUUUACAGAAUAUAGUCUUUGAACGGUGGUAAUCCGACUUCAUAUAUAUUUUACGGAUUAGUUUUGUGGGGUCUUUCGUAUCUUUAUGAAACCUUUUUUUGAGUAUAACACUCCGAGGGAUACAAUCAGAAUGAAAUGAAAUUGAUUAAGCUAUUCUUAAAUGCUGUAAUAAAAUUUCGGUCAUUCCAAAGUAAUUCAAUCAAUCAAUGUGUUCUAUUUUCAAAACUAAGUGUUAAUUGUUCAAUUCUAUAAUCUCGGUUAAUCAGUUCAUAACUCGAUAUGACAGGGUCCUUGUUUUUUUAAUUAACGAAACUACGAAAUCUCGGACCCCUAAAUCUCCCGCUAAAUUUCACCUAAACCUCCAUGGAAAGGAUCGGACAGAAUAUAAUUUCAGGGGCACCCAACGACAAUUUUCGGAAGAAUAUCUGUUCGGAAGACGAUUUGAAAUCUAGAAUUUUCGAAACAUUUGUUGUAAAAUUUCUUGCUUGCCUGCCUCUCCUAGGAUUUUCGAACAUCUAAAAAAUGGUAUAAUUGCCUAUUUUUAACGGAUUUUUACCCUAAAAAGGUCACCUAGAAUUUUCGGGAGCCUUUUUUCUGGCUGAAAUUUUCGAAAAGGUAAGUUUUGAUCCCUAUAAUUUUCGGAUCACUAGACUUUCAGCUAGGAAAUCCGAACAGAUGGAAAAUUUUUAGGGGAUAAAAAUAUGCCUAUAUCUACCGUUUAAAUACUAAAAUACGUUUAACAAUGCUAUGUUUAAGUGGUUUUGAACUAUAUUCUCGUUGGGUGCCCCUGUAAUUUGACAGAUCAUACCUAUCUUCAGUUAUAAUUUGACUUCACACUUCGACGGAAUCAAUUUUAGAGAGUCUUCGUAAUCUCGAAAACUAAGGCGAGUAUUAGGUCUUUGGUCUUAGUUUUCCUAACACCCGGCCAAAACAUCCGCUUAAGGCCUAGAGGCUAGUUAAUUGUAGUCUCUCACUCAGGUGGAAAAAAAUAUCAUUUCCUGACAGUCAUUAGACUGUUCACAGUCCCCUAUUUUUCCGUAAGACCGUCGAGAGUUGAGGGCGGCUAUAUAAGAUAAGUGUCAAAUCUACUUAGGAGGCUGGGAACGGAGGUAUAAUCCCCGACGCUCGCCCCCGCGGUACAUUUGAAAAUCAAGAUGGCCGCCAUUAACGGUAAGAUGCGCUAUAUCUCGACGAUCUCACGGAAAAAUAGGGGACUGUUAACAGUCUAGGCAGUAAUAAGAAAUGAAUUUCUGCCAUGAUUAAAAUAAGUUAACUAUGUAAUGCAGGUUUGACUGGCCUGAAGAGAUAUUCUGCCCUAGAGUGUUUGACAGAAAAAUUUUUUUUCUCAUUUAGCUUUUAGGAAUCAUCCUCGGAGACCCAGGGACAGAUAAAGGGGCGAGGGAAAGUCUAAACGGGCGGAAAAAUAUAUAUGGAACGAAGAAAAGUAAAGAACGGCGAGAAGAGCCCCUGGGGACAAUGUCUUAUCAGACCAGUUCCAAACGGUCGCCGCCGUUCUGGCUUCUGAUUGGUGUCAGAAAAACACAAGUGUUCUGGCACCAAUCAGCAGCCAGAACGGCGGCGACCGUUUGGAACUGGUCUGGUAAGACAUUGUCCCCAGGGGCUCUUCUCGCCGUUCUUUACUUUUCUUCGUGCCACAUUUUUCCGCCCGUUUAGACUUUCCCUCGCUCCCACUAUCUGCCCCUGGGUCUCCGAGGAUGUUUAGGAAUUAGCCGAAAAGCACUGUGUGGAUUUCAUUGUCGUUCAAAAAUUUAAAGUGUAGUAAACUUCAUACUCAUGAUGUGGUUUUCCAGAACAUCCAGUUAAAGGUCCCUUUAAUAUAAAGGCGGACAAAUCGAUACAGUCAGUUCUCUUAACUGUGUAUACGCUGGGGAAGGCGAGUCCUUAACAUAGAGGGUUUGCAAUGGCGAGCCGAGUUUGUUUCAGUCGUUUUUGCCGGGGGUUGAGCUGUUUCCAUAUCAUCGAGAUAUCCGUAAGUUGACUAUAAUUCGACCUUGAUACUAAACAGUGAGUUCAAGCAAGGGAAAAUAAAAGCCCCUCUUUCCAGAGUUCUGUGAGGUUGGAGCCACCUUAAUCCAGGGUGACCACUUAACGCUAAUCUAGGCCUUUUGCAAUAGUUGGUCACGUGAUCAACCUUCUGUAAACACGAAAAUAGUUCGCUUUUGGACAAUUGUGAUAGCUGGAACUGAAAGAGCAUGUUAAAAUUAAGUAAGUUGUGAAUUUUCACCCGUAUUUCUUAAAAGGGGCGAUUGUAACGGCCGCCGAGAAGAAGAAGGAUUUGUACGAGAAUUUCUUUUCCGCAGUUCUUAUAUGAUUUAUUUCAUAUACAUCUAUCACAGAAAAACAGCUCUUGGCUGCCAGUCACGCUUGAAUGGUUUUCCAUACAAAUCCUCGUAAAUUUUGACAUUUUUGAACUGUCUUGAAGGCUUUCCCUUACGCAUUUGAGAUCGCCUGUUAUGAAUAAAAGGGAGAUUUGAGCCCCAUAAUACUUCAGGAAAUAUUUUACGACAGUUUAAAAAUUUCCAAAUUUCCAAGGGUUUAUGUGGAAAACCACUCAAACGUGACUGGGUGGCAAGAGUUGCUUUUCCCUUCUAAUUUUCGGCGGCCUUUGCGAUCGCUACUUAUUCUAAUAAUUAUGCUCUUUCAGUUCUUGCUGACAAUAUUUGAAAAAGCGAACUGUCUUCUUGCUUACAGCAAGUUGAUCGCGUGAUAAUGCAAAAGGCCUAUUAACCCUUUAGUGACCAACAUCAAUUUUCUCCUAACGAUAUCCUUAGAAUUUCAGGAGAUCAGGUUAUGAGAAUUAAUAAAAUGAUCGCCUGAGGGGAAAUGCUUUGAUCUUUUAUCAGAUUCUCUCAACUCAUUCCUUAAGAAAAUGUAUAGAGAUCAGUUUGGAGAAUUACGACGUGUAUAUUGGGGCUUAAAGGGUUAAACCAGCUGUUUUAGGUCAGCUUAUUUAAGCUUAUAUUUAUCUCAUUUUUACUUUAGAAAGACCAUAAAAACUAACUAAUGAAAAAUCUUUAACUUUGCACAUGUCUGCUAAACAAAAUCCCAACGUCUUAGCGACUUUCGCAGCAAUUUUAGUCGCCAUUUUUUUUUUGCUAUGGCGACCAAAAUGGUCACAGCUCGGAUCGCUGUUGUUUAGUGAUGUUUAACGUCAUGUUUUGAAAUGUGUGCUCUCUACUGUAGUCUGUUCUAUAGUCAUUGUAUUGUGCAGUGACAUCGAUACUACUACUCGCGCUAUUACGUUUCUCUUUGUUUUUAUGAACUAGAUGGCUGAACUUUGAGAAGGUCAUCAACGCUUUACUUUCCAAGCCAGUUUAUUACCUGAGUGUAACGAAGCUACGGACCCAUGCCAAGGAGAAGUGCUUCAUCGAUGACCAUGAAGAGUUUACCACCAUGGUGAAUUUCUAUCAUGACCUGGGGAUAAUUAUCAAGCACCGUCGCACAGUCAUCUUGAGUGCCAAGUGGCUGAUAGACUUGUUCGGGCAGCUGAUCACUAUUUCAGAUUUUGAGAAAAUUGUAAGAUAUACAUUAUAAUCUUGUUUUUAAACUAUGGCAAUGGUUGCAGAAGUAUUUCCCGUCGUCGCUUCUCUCCAUAUUCUAGCCGCAGAGAAGCGACGACCAAAAAUACGCCUUAAUUUGUAGGCUAUAUCUAUUGGUACAUGUGACCGCUGAAAUCAUGGGUUCAACAAAAUCCCAUUCAUAAUGAGGACGUACGUGUCAUCUGAACAAUAGUAACAAUCUACCUUUAAAAGUGUGCAAUGGAAGUAAGUAAUGGUAACUGUGAAAUCAAUAAAGAUUGUCCCCCCAUGCUUCCCCUCUCACACCCGUCUUUAUACCGCAUCACUUGGUGCCCACUAACAAUAAGAGCUCGUCAUAACCAAUUUACCUGCAAUUGUCGUGAUAUGUAGUCUUAAAGGUACGUCUAAAAACAAAACAGAGUGGAAAGAUACAUACACGUCUGCUGAAACCAGCAACUCUUUAUGUCGACCAAUCAGAACGCACUUUGAAAUUUGGCCCAUAAGAAGUUUCCGCUGAGUAAACCAAAUGGAGGAUGGUAAAGCGGACACUUGGUUUUGUCCCUUUGGUGUCCAAAUUAAAGAGGUUUGAACGUAACUUGUUUCUUUUAGUAGACUUACUAAUAAAUAAUUAGUGUAAUAAUGUAGUAGUGUAAAAUGGUCCUACAAGAAAGCUAUUUUGAAAAGUUUUGUGAGCAUUCCUCGUGUUCUUCCGUCUUAGGUCCCUAAGUUUGCAAAGCUCUGGAAAGAAGUCGAAAAAAGCGGUGUUCUCAGCAUGGAACUGCUUGAUCAUGUGUUUUCCAAAUUUCUUCUGAAGGGCGUUGCCAGGAAAGACAUUCUGGAUUUGAUGGAACAAUUUGCUUUGAUUGCUAAAUUUUCAUCUUCAAAGACAGGAGAAAAAUACUUUGUUCCAUCUCAACUCAAAGCGUCUCCUGAUUCUCUUUGUUCCAUGACACCCACAACCCUCGACCCUUGUCCCCUGUUUGUUUACUUCGUCAGCGGUUCUGUUCCCCAUGGUCUGUUCACUCGGCUUGUUUCUCGAUCUGUCCGUUGGUGUUCUGAUGCUGGUCCAACUCAGCCCCCUACCCUGUACCAAAAUGGAGCGUGGUUUGUUAUUGGGAAGCAAACCCUCCAUGAUUUUGUUCUUAUUUGUAAGAAGCAGUUUAUCAAGUUCUUUAUCAAGCAAAGAACCCACCCUCAGCAGAUCUCUGUGGAAAGCACAAGUGAGAUUGCGCUGCAGGUUCGUGAGUUUGUGGAGGCAACAUUGCAAGCUUUGUCACGUGAUCUCUAUAAGGGUGGAUUGCAGUAUCAUAUUCGGGUCGCCUGUCCGUAUUGUCAGCGGGAAAAGUGUCCAAGCCACAAUCAGAUUGCAUGUUCUCAUGAAGAUUGUCUUCACCUCCUUGAGGUAAGACAUGGCGAUCCUCUGAUUUGCAAGGAGAAACCUGUAGAGGAGGUACUCACAGUUACGGGACACCAAACGUGGUUCUCACAGAUAACAACAAAGGUAGGUAGCGGUAAAAUUCGAUCUCUAGCAGUGCCGUUAGCAUAUAUCAAGCGAAUACACAUACUACUAAAACUUAUGUCCUUAAAAGGUAGCCAUAUAUUUAAACUAAAAAGGCUUCAACAAAGUCUAUGCAUGUGCAUUGUUAGGUUAUAGUAUGAUGUACAACGUAUGCCUUCAUUUAUCCUACCACGAGCUUCUCUGCAGUGUAAGAGAAGGCUUUGUUGCUGUCAACUUAGCGAACAUUGGUACUUUAUAAUAUCAAGUAAGUUGAUAAGGUCAAUUGGCUACCAUGUAUUACUAAUUGUUAGUGUCCUGUAGGCUUAGCAGUGGGCAUAUAACCUUUUCUCAAGUCUUUUUUAAUGCGAUGUUUUGCUUUGCGGUUGAGCAAUCAGUUUACAACAUCUAACGUGUUAACAGGUAGAACCCCCCAGAUGUAAAAAUUUAUAUUUUAAAGUGUGCAAUUUUGGUUGCUAUGCAGGAAGCGUGUACUCCAUCAUCAUCACCUGAUACAGCACAAGCUCGUCCAGAUUGUCUGGUACUGAAAGUUACCCUUCUCGCGAAUGAGUGGGGGUCGUCCAAGGGUGGCUUGUCAACAAUAAACAGAACUCUUGCCAUACAUUUGGCAAAAGACCCACAUGUAGAAGUGACCAUUCUUGUACCUGAAUUUGAGUGUGGCGAAGAGCAUAAGAGAGCUGCCAAAAGUCACAACAUUUCCAUCCGGGAAGCAGGGCGCCUUCCUGCCUACAGUGAUCCUCUUGACUGGUUGAUCGCUCCCCCAGAAGACCUUGACAUUCAGGUUGUGAUCGGCCAUGGAGCAAAGCUUGGUAGACAAGCACAAAUUAUCAGAAAGUCUCAUUGCUGCAAGUGGGUGCAGGUUGUUCACACUGAGCCUGAAGAGCUGGCGAUGCAUAAGAACUAUCCAAGCGCCAUUGCCAAGGGAGAAGGGAAGAACAGAGCUGAAGUUGAACUUUGUCAAAUUGCAGAUCUCGUUGUAUCCGUUGGACCCAAGCUGAAAGAAGUGUUCUCGUCCAAGCUGCGUUCAUCUCAUCGAGAAAUCUUACAAUUAAUACCAGGUUCCUUUGCAGCGUUUUCAGAUAUUGAACAUGCUGCACAAGAUGGUGUAAAUUUCAGAGUACUGACCUUUGGUCGCGGUGAUUUGGAAGACUUUAGUCUUAAAGGAUACGACAUUGCCGCUCAAUCCAUAGUGGAAUUGAAGGACAGUUCUUAUAGUCUUAUUUUCGUUGGUGCUUCCGAUGGAAGGCAGGAUGAAGUCGCAGAAAUCUUACUCCAGACUGGGAUUUCAAAGAACCAGCUUAUUGUGAGAUCGUUUGUGAAAGACAAGCAAAGAUUGAGAGAAUUGUUUUGUGAAGUCGACCUGGCCAUUAUGUCAUCAAGAACUGAGGGGUUUGGUUUGACAGCAUUAGAGGCCAUGUCAGCUGGUCUUCCCAUUCUAGUUAGUGGAAACUCUGGAUUUGGAAAAGCACUGCGUGGUCUUCCAAAGGGUGAGUCAUUUGUGAUCGACUCUGAUGACCCCAAGGAAUGGGCAAAGGCAAUUGCAGCCAUCCGUCAAAAAUCAAGGACACAGCGGCUUGAGGAAAUCCAAAGACUGCGAAGAAAAUAUGAUGAAAGAUUCUCUUGGGAGAGACAGUGCCAGAACCUUGUCGCCAGAAUGUGGAAGAUGGUCUAUGGUAAGAAGUUAACUUUGCCUAAAGGAGAGUAAUGAUAAUAGUAAUUAUUAUUCGUUCAAAAUAUUUCUCCGUUUUUGACUGGCUAAAAGCACAUGCAUAAUUCAUCAUAAACAGCUACUGUUGACUAAAUUUGUCAUUUUCAACAAAUGACGUCAAAAGUGCAGCCAAAAUUGAAGAUUACUGAACCGUUAACCGAGAAAACCUGGGGACGAGGUUGAGUUGUUUUGGUGGUGAGAACAAAAUGGCUUACUCAGUCGGCGAAACAUUUUACUUGUUUCACGGCGAAAUAUUGUCAAAAUCAUAGCAAGAAGAGAACUGAGAAGACAACUCGACGGACAACAUCCGCUGUUUGGAGUAUAUUUGCAGGCCAGAACAGACUAAUAUCUCCUCAAUUUCUCGAUAAAGAUGCACUAUCGAUAUAAACUUAACAUCGACCGAGGGAAGGAAAUUUCAGCUUGUUUUUAGACUUGGAAUUAUUUUCGGAGGGUGUUAUCCACCUCGGCCUUCGUCCUCGGUGGAUAACACCCUCCUCGAUCUACAGAAUUCUUCAUAUCCCACGAAAGCCGAAUUCAAUAAUUGCUAAUUAUUACUUCAAACACGGUGGAAAUGUCAGUUGCGUAUCUCAUAUCAGGAUUAGCCUUUGUUUUGCUUUUAUGAUUCAUCCCUGUAUUUUAUUUGCUUCAGCAAGAGCAAGUGCGUAAGCAAAUUUAAUGGUAUUAUGUUUGGCGGUGCAUGUGAAUAACUGCAGAAAGAUUGCCAACGUUAACCUUUUAAACCUCAAUAACAGCAUUCAUGUUCUCCACACUGUUAUCCAUACAUAUCUUGUGUUACUGAUAAGGAGAAUUUGUUUAACAAUCAAGAUAUUUUCACGUGCUGCUUGUUCUCUCUUUUAAAGAAAAAGAAUGACAACCGUCCAGCUAAAACUUUGGCUUAUGAUAUAUCACACAAAAUAAAUGGAGGGCUUCUCAGAUUGGAAUCAUUUAUUUUUUUCUGUAAUUGAAUGUUUUUUUCUUCUUAAAUUUUACAGGUGUUGAAAAGACCCAAGAAGAUACCGUUCCACAGAAUGACUUUGAAAAUGAUGCGGCAAAAGGAUCGAUGACUGGUGAUGUGGUUCUUUGAUUUCUCAAAUAAACCAGAGCCAAAAUUUAUUUUUGUAGUAGAGUGGGGUUAUUUUGUUCUCUUGAAACCAGGACAAAUUUAUAUUUUCGGCUGUUUUUAACUAAAGACGAGUUCAUCAUGUCCUAUUAAACUGACGUGAAAUAACCUCAUUCUUAUUUUAAUAAUUUCCCUCUGCCGUUUACAGGCGAAGCAAUUUUCCUUGCACUUCAACAAAUCCUGCUGGAAGCACGCACAGAGUCCAGCAAAACUGAGCUGUCGCAGGCUUUAAAGAGGACUGCGUUGGAGAAAGGUUUUGCGAUAUCUGACAAUCAAGGAGAGGGAAACUGCAUGUUUUUUGCACUUUCAGAGCAGCUUGACCUCAUCAAAGGAAUUCAGAUAUCCCAUGAUGAGUUACGCCGAACUAUUGUUCAGCAUCUUCGGGAAAACCCCAGUCUGGUAAGUACCUUUGGUUAUUGUUUUUCCUACGGUGGAUUUAUUUGCAAUAUAUGCGAAAGCCGUCGCAUUUUCCCACUGAAAUGUGUUUAUUGUUUUUAAGGUUAAAAGCAAUAAGGUCUUGUUCUGACGUAUCCGAAAUACGUGUACACACGUAGCGUAUUUGAAUUUUUUGCGCCCGUCCACAUAAAAACGCUGACGUGAUUGAAAUACGAUAACAUCCCUUACAGGGCAAACGCAGUGCUACUAGCAUAUAAUGCAUGACAUCAUUGUAUUAGAAAACCUCUGUUUUCUUCCGUCCACACGUAAACGAGAAGUCGGCGUUUUCAGAAGUCCACUCUGGGGACCGCUUUCUGGGGACCUGUGUUUUUGGUGCCCGAAAAGGCCGCUAAAAAUACCCUGAUACGUGUGGACGGGGCCUUAAAUUCUUGCAGCCAAAUGCUACGGCUUUACGGGUAUGCUGCUGAUGAAUCGACCCUUUAUCAGCAAAACAUCAGCUCUGCACGAGCAUCACGCCUAUUUGUAUUUUGCUUCGCCUUCCGCUGCACGACGUGAAACUUCCUAAUGCGACGUUUUGUAGAGGACCUCGAAAGCAUGGCGACGAAAUAUUGUUAUUGGAUCCGGACGCUGUCCUUAGAAUUCAAAUCCGGGAAAUUUCUUCUACUUUUUUUAAUUUGAAAAACGUUACAUAAGCGCCAUUAAGGUUAAAAGAAAGCAAAUUCAUUUCCUUUAAUCACAUUUUUGACUCGGAGGCGUAAAUGAAAACAGAUUUUAGGAAAUCUGUUUCUGUCGCCUCGAUCGUCUGACUCAUGUCCUAAUUUUUUAUAAGUGCGUCAUUUUGCUAAGUAUGGAAUGUUUACCAACAGCCGCUUUGUUCGAACAGCAUAUGUUUACUUAGUAAAGUGAAGCGAAGUGAAUACUUUAUUUAAAGAGGGUAAGACUUGACGUACAAGUAUAGCAUGAAAGGAUAAACUUGAGAUCCUCAAUACUUGUUAUAUUUGUAGGGUCAUUUCUGACCCAACAUACUGGUUUACAAGUCGAAAUUGCAAACUUUUAUUUUUUCAUAGUAAACACCUCUUCCCCUCUCUCUUACACGUGUAACAGACACCUCCCUAAAACCUUCUCAAGUACUUUCCUAAAAGUGUUGGUCCCUGCCGUUCUUAAUUGUUUUUCUUGGAGAGAAAGAGAGUAAGAAGAGUAGUAUGGGAUGCAAACGUUAGACCUCGUUUUUGAAGUGAAAUCUCAUUAGUAUGAAGUGGAGCAAAUAAAUGUCAAUUGCAUCUUUAUCACAUGAAUAAAAUGCGGUAGAAUCUCAUCAACAUAACGUCACGAGCUAUGGAAGUGAUGUAGUGUGCAGGGAUCAUGUUCUUAUUUGGUUAGUAUGCUAUCAUAGUCUAUUUUAUUGUCCAUUGCAGACAACCUUUUGGCCUGGUUCCGGUUCACUACGAAGGCGGACAUAUAUGCUCUGGUGCCGAUACCAGCGGGGUCCGCCUUAGAGAGAGCUGACAGCGCGGCUGCCUGAAUAUGUACCUUCUACAAAAGUACUCCACCUCUUUCUCCAUUAACUACAGUAUUUUCUUUUUUUCUUACAGCCGGAUGGGACAGAAUUGUUUCAUUUUGUUGAUGGAUAUCCAUCUUGGGAUGCCUACCUCACAAGCAUGUUGGCAGAUGGUACAUGGGGUGAUCACGUGAUUCUACACGGCGCGGCAUACCGUUUUCAAACGUGCAUCCACGUGAUCAGCAGUCUUCCGCAUCGCCAUGACGUAAUGAUCUGCCCAGAGAUUGAUGUUACUGGUGGCAACCGGCUCGUGCUGGGUCACCUGCACGAGUUUCACUAUGUUAGCCUUAUUCCACAGAUAGGAGGUAAAGAUGUCUGA